CAUAUAUCAUGGAGGCAUCAUGGAAAGAGAUCACUAUGGAUAUGUUAAGUUUGUUAAAAUGCAAAGCAUGCCUGUGUUAUUCAAUGAGAAGCCUUCAUUUAGUGAGUUGGUUGCAAGGGCUCGGGAGGAGCUACAUUGCCAUGGAGAUGAUAGUAUCGCAGUGGAGGGUGUAUUUCACCUAGGUUUCCCUCCCAACAUCCUAAGGAAGAUGAUCCCAAUUGGGUGUGCAAACCAAUGGGAGAACUAUGUGAGAUCGGCUAUGAAGUGCCAGUUCCAAAGUUUGGACGUGGUUGUGCGUCGGGUGUUAGUUGAUCCCAUCCCUCAUAGGUUUUCCCCACUAAUGGGUCAUCAGGCACACUUCGACCCUCCCGUCCCAGAACCUGAUAUGGAUGUGGAGGUUGCACCUAUAGUUCCCCAUGCUCAAUCUGCCCCCAAUGAGCUAGUUGGAGAUGCUAGUCAGACUCAUGAUGUUGUGACAGAUCCUCCUCAUGAGAUCCCUUGGACACAGAAUCAUCCAAGAGACAAUCCUGACAAUGUGAAUGUGCCCCCUGUUGCUGUGCAAGUGCACUAUGGAGAUGGAUUUUGUGGCUCCAAUAGUGUUGAAAUUAUGAAUGAUUUGGAGGCAUAUGAGAUGGGAAUGGCUCUUGACUCCGAUGAUGAUCGUCCUGUUGGAGAGCUGAUAGAGAGUGAUGUUGAGAUGCUGAGGCAUAUCUUUCCCGGCCGCCGUGAUCCAAGAGUUCACGAGUUCUGCGAUCUUGCUCAUUCCGAUCAGACGUGUGCAGAAGGACAUGAUGAUGAGCUCCUAAAAGCUCCUGAUGUCGGCCCUAACAUAGUAAUUGCGAAGGGUAGGGUAUUCAAGGACCUUCCUGCAUUGAAGAGGUGGUUGCAGGCAUUUGCAGUGAUACGAAAGAGACCUUACAAGGUCUUGCAUUCAUAUGCGGAGCGCUGUUACACAGUUGUGUGUGACAAGGAACGCUGCCCAUGGAGGGUUUGUGCAAGGAAGCAAAAAGUCAUCGAAAAGUGGAAGAUCACAAAAGUUGUCGGGCCACACAAUUGUGCUGACCAUGUGCUGACACUAAAGCAUCGGCAGUUGACAUCUACCCUCAUUGCCAAGCGGCUGAUGGGAAUAUUGAAGGGAGAACCCAACAUGAAGGUUAGGACAAUUAUCAGGACCGUUGAGGCAUUGUAUGGAGGUUAUGUGAUAACUUAUGGUAAAGCUUGGAGGGCUAAGCAACGAGCGUGGAAGAUGAUAUAUGGGGACUGGGAGGAUGGGUAUGAGCAGCUGCCAGUACUUUUCAAUGCAAUCAAAGUGGUGAAUCCAGGCAUGCAUUAUGAGUACAUCCCAAAACCAAAUGCAUAGAAGGAUGGGAGGCAGAUAUUCUUCCGUGCUUUCUGGUGCUUCCCUCAGUGUGUUGAGGCCUUUAGGCACUGUCGUCCCGUCUUCUCCAUUAAUGGUACGUUCUUGAUUGGCAAAUAUCAGGGCACACUUCUUAUGUCUUAUCCUGUGACACGAACAACAAGUUGGUUCCUUUGGCAUUUGCUUUGGUUGAGAAAGAGAACAAUGACAGUUGGGGAUGGUUUUUGAGGCUAGUAUGGAUACAUGUGGUUGGGUCUGGCAGGGAGGUUGGCGUCAUAUCUUAUAGGCACUAGGGCAUACUUAAUGCCGUGCAAGAGCAGAUAGAGGGGUAUGCACCUUUGCACCAUCGUUGGUGUAUUCGACACCUUGCCAAGAAUCUACUCCAGAAGGAUGGUGUGAAGGAUAACUUUGAUCUGUUCCAGGAGGCUGCUCGACAGCUUGAGGACAAGUACUUAUAGAAAAAUUUAGAGCAGGUCAGAACCGCAUCAAAUGUAGAAGGUAGACAAUGGCUCACAGGUUUGAUGAGGGAUUUGGAGAAAUGUACAAGAGCUCACGACAUCGGUGGAUGGAGGUACGAGUUUCAGUGCAGCAACAUGACGGGGUCAUUCAAUAAGUUGCUAUUGGGGAUACAUGGUAUGCCCGUGAAUGCAAUCGUUUAAUUCACCUUCUACAAACUUGUUGCCUGGUUCAACGAUAGGCUCCAUUCUCAACUGGCGUUGACUUACACUAGUUGGAUUGUAAGAAUAACAGGAAGGUUUUUGAUUGGGAGAAGCACCACCAUGACUACAUUGAACAAUGGGAGCAAUUGCACGACAACGUGGAUGAGAACAACGAGCCGCACACAAACCGUGAGUACAGGCACUACCAAGCUUGGUACCAAGGUGCGACACGUUGCAGGCUGAGGCUACAAUGGACAGAAGAUGACUACGCCGACAUCGAGUCCUUCGACGAUGAAGACACGGCGUACGACCAAACUACUCGUGUAGGAAGGUAGGUGGAGGCAGGACCAAUCUUGGAUGGAGUGGGCAAUACCCUCAAAUGCUCGGUUGAAGACAUUGAGCGCUUUCGUCCGAGUCAGGGAUGACGACACGCGUACCUUCCUAGAUGUACGAUUCAAAAUAUUCUUUCAAAUAUUCUUUGAGUUAACAUAAUUUUGUACAACAGAGACUGUCAUGUCGGCUACACCGUGCGGCUGCUCGUUGUGGUUGUAGGACAGCCACGACACGAGACGUGCACGUUCCUUCCCCAAGCAGAGGAGGCUUAGGUUCGUCUAGUCAAGCACCUACAAAGUCCAUAGGCAUUGCGUACAAGGACAAGGACGACGACGAGGUGGACCAGAGGCACGAGGAGCUUGGCCCAUCUCAGCUCAGGACGCUCCCUUGACUCAGCCUACACAGCUUUCAGGUACUAGGCGACGUCGUCCACCUGACCCUUACACUCCAGGCACCGACACUCUUGGUCACAAGGGUAAGGGGUAAAACUAGGAGGCAAUGAGGAUUUGUGGUAGAUGUUAUUGUGUACUAUUAUGGACUUUGUGGACUUUCAUUAUGAACUAUUGUGGACUGUAUGGACUAUUA
This is a messenger RNA of Setaria italica (foxtail millet), 2934 nucleotides long. RefSeq lists its product as uncharacterized. The record is from RefSeq and is a predicted model, not a curated record. Bases 20 to 1360 code for a protein of 446 amino acids. The transcript has 4 exons. NCBI's taxonomy places the organism in Eukaryota, Viridiplantae, Streptophyta, Magnoliopsida, Poales, Poaceae.